GGUUUCAAUAUACUCCUGCGUGAACUAGUUGCCGAGUUUACGCUGACCGACAGCACCUGCGCAACUCCCGCAUCACUCCUCAGUAUCCUCUGUCACAACGAGGACAGUGUUGUUCUGAGUUCUUGGCACCAAGAAACAGAUCAGGAAAUCCUCGAGAGCGGAUUGGAACAGUUUGGUUUCUCUUCACCGGAUCCCCUGGGAAAGGAUCCUGCCUUCCUCUUUCUCCGUGACGGCCUCUUCUCCGCCUUGUCUCCUGACCGCUGCACGUCGGUGAUAGCUUUGAGAUCCUUGACGGAGGGUGCCUCUACGCCCAACAGUUGCAUCAUCAACACUGCUGACGUCUCCACGACCGACGAAUUCGAGGCCGGAUUGCUCUCUGCUGCUGACACUGGCGUUAACGUUAAACAACAGAAUGGUGUUUGCGCUGUCCGCGGCGCGCCUUCGGUGGCCACCUCCCUCAUCAACGCAUCUGUCGAUCUCUUUGGCAGUCUCUUUCCCUAUGUUUCCUUGCGUCACAGAACGCAGAUGCUGGAGCACUUCGCCGAGUGCAUUCGUGUUUCCAAGGCGGCACGCCAAGAGGCCAUUCAAGUUAACAUCUUUGCUGCCUUUCUCUGUGCUCUGCGUAAACUGGCCGAGACCAAGUACGCCUUUGGCGACGAUGCCGCACUCCGCGCAUCAGCCGUCUCUCUCAGCAUGGUAAGAUGUUGGGGACGGAUGUUCAGCGGGCUUUUCCUGUCUCCCAACAAUUAUGUUGUCUUUGUCACAUUUUAUCUCGUUUCGGCCUUCCGAUUUGAGGAUAGAAACCCCGGGUUUUUCCCCUAA
Molecule: messenger RNA, 822 nt
Organism: Dibothriocephalus latus
Lineage: Eukaryota; Metazoa; Platyhelminthes; Cestoda; Diphyllobothriidea; Diphyllobothriidae
Source: the annotation of a GenBank genome assembly